This is a messenger RNA of Austrofundulus limnaeus, 652 nucleotides long. RefSeq names its product zinc finger BED domain-containing protein 5. The record is from RefSeq and is a predicted model, not a curated record. NCBI's taxonomy places the organism in Eukaryota, Metazoa, Chordata, Actinopteri, Cyprinodontiformes, Rivulidae.
CUGCGAGAUGAGAUCHGCAUCUUUUUGGAGGAGGAAGGCAGUGAUCUUGCCCACAAAUUUAACUGUAACAAGUUUCUCAUGAAACWUGCWUAUCUCAGUGACAUGUUUCUGAAACUCAAUGGACUGAAUUUGCAGAUGCAAGGCUCAAACACACACCUUCCACAUCUGGCAGAUAAAGUCACAUCAUUUAUCAGAAAACUAGAGAUGUGGGGGCAGCGGGUGAAAGAUGGAAAUGUGGACUCAUUUGAUAACUUAAAAUCCUUCACUGAAGGCAACAAGCUGGAGAACACAGUGACCUCAUGCAUGAACACACACAUCACUACCCUUCAGAAACAUUUCCAGAAAUAUUUCCUGGUGCAGGAGUCCAAAGAAUAUGACUGGAUCCGUGAUCCCUUCAGUGCAACACCACCUGCCGACUUCAGCACAUCAGAAGAAGAGCAGUUCAUUGAUACCACCUCCAAUUCAACAAUGAGGCUGCAGUUUAGGUCCAAGACACUGGCUGCAUUUUGGAUAGGAGUGGAGAAWGAUCACCCUCUGCUAGGAAAGAGAGCACUGGCCACACUUCUUUCCUUUUGCCACAUCCUACCUAUGUGAAAUAGGUUUUUCUGCUGUGGCCUCAAUCAAGACCAAAUACAGAUCAAAGCUGGACAUU